CGUGGCGCGCGAACCAGUAAGCUCUAAGCCGCCGCGACGUGCUAACGUCCCGCACGAAGUAACGGGCCUCGAGCUCAGAGUGUAGCUGCAGCGAUAUCGACACGAACGACAUGGAGGUAGCAGGCCAGUGGCGCCGGGAGUGGGCCGGCACUGCCGAGUUUGGGAAGGUGACGGAGGGCGGUGUGACGCGUCAGGUGGCGCGCGCUAUGGAGGUGCUCCACGCCAGCGCCCCCGGAGCGCACAUGCGCGUGAUGCGCGCCGCGUAUCACUCCACCGCCGGCCCUGGGAUACCCGCCUCCUCCUUUAUGCUCCACUCUUCAAGAAGGGUCAUAUCGUCCGGAUUCAAUCUUCUAGAAUCACCGUCAUUUCCGAGCAAACCGUUGGAGAUAUCGUCUACUCCACUAGAAUCUUUUCCCGACACAAACACAGAGACAGAAAAUUACAAAGUGACAGAACCAGACGACACCGAGAUCUCAGAACCAUCAAAAUGGAAAGCCACAAACGCGAGCACAUUGCGCAUGCCCAGCGAAGAGUCAUCGUCAACAGAUAAUGCCAGCAUUAUUGAUCUGGACAGCAGAUCUCCACACAAGGAUAUAUUCAGAAAAUACUCGUAUGACUCGGAAAAUGACAUUCUAUCCUCUAAAAGAAGUAGCGCUCGAGUUUCACCUCUUUUGGAUACACCUGUUACACUCAGCACACUCAAAUAUAAAUCACUUUUAAACAGUAGUAAUGACUGGAAUAAUAGAAGAAAUAGCUACAGCUUCGAAGAUACAUGUCCCGUAAAUGAAACUAUUUUUCAUAGUAACGAUAUAUUAGCCAUGGAGUCCUCUACAGACAGUGGUAUUUGUAAAUCAACUGAAAUUGUCAAUGAGCAAGGUGAUGAUCAUGCAUAUACCAAUUAUUUUGACAAAGUAAACAGAAAUAUAGAUACACAAAAUGAAACAUUCAAAGAUUGGCUUCAUAAAACUCGCCCGAAAACAGUGUAUAAAGGCCUACAACAGCCCAGUUGGAGACAGCACGAAAUUGUAAUUGAAGAUCCAUCUGAAAAUAAAGUAUCAUUGAAAUCACCAGGUAAAGUCUGUAUAACGGUACCCAUAACAAUAGAAAAAGACCGAUACUCGAUUGAAGAUAGCGACAGAAAAGUAAAAAAGGUUGAAUUUUGUAAAACGGAAUUACAUUUUGCAGCCGAAUCAGGACGAGUGAAUAUUAUAGCAACAGAUGAGAAACCACCACCUUCAAAUGACUUUAGAAAAAGAAGAAGUGCUUUCGUACCUAUAACUCAUAAGUUUGAUAAACCAAUCACAUUGUUUGGCGAGAAAGGAGACACGUCAAAUCCUAUAAAAUGUAAUGAUUAUUUAACAUAUGGUAACAGUGAGAUUACUGAAGAAGAAAAUGAGAAUACAGCAGCUACAAAGAGUAUUCUCAAAAAUAAAAUUCCAAAACCCAAACCGUAUCUAUUAGGUGAGAACACGGUACUUGGGAAUUCGGAUAAUAUAAGUGAAAGGGAUCUAUUGAAUAAUUCCAUUACUGCUUCGGGAGUUUCAUUAAUUAAUAAACAACUAGAAUCUGAAAGAAUAUAUAACAACGGAAAAACAUCCACAUUACAUAGCGAAAUUAGUCCAGACUACAACAGUACUUAUAAUUGGACAGUAGACAAAGGUCCAUCAACAAGUGAAAGUCCUACUAAUGACAAGAAGAAAAUUGGUCAGACACAUCAAAAGGAAGCAACCAGAGUUGACUCAGUUAAGAAGAAAGUAGUUCACGCAUUACCGAUAUCACCAGUUACAAAUACUAAAACAAGGCAACUUCGAGAAAGCGAUUUGAUGUAUUUUGGUAUCGACAAUGAGAGAAAAAAUAGCGUAAAAGAAAAAGCAAAAUGCAUUGAAUCAAUAUUCACUAAUAACAUAUCUGAUAAUAGUUUCCAAUCAGUAAAACUGAUAAAGCGAUUAUCAAAUAGUGCUUGCAAUAGUGAAGCUGAAUCAGAAGACGCACCGGAAUAUCAAAAUAUAAUUUUGAAAAAGAAUCAAUCGCAACCGAUACCUAAGCCUAGAUCAAAAUAUAACACAGCGUCUGAAAAGCACACCGACCUGUUACAACCUAUAGUAGAACAAUAUAGUAUUCAAGAAUCUCGCAGGUCUAGAUCUAAGAGAUUAGAAGAGAUAGUUCCAACGCCCAGAAGUCGAUCCGAACCAGCCAAGAAACACAUUUCGCAAGUUUCGUCCAGGGCUGACUCACGUGGCAAUGAUACUACAACAACAAAUAGUAUAAAAAGAAAUUCUCCGUCUCCAAGGUCAAAGAACUAUCAAGAUAGUGAAAAAUUACGAAGAAAGCCAUCACCAAUAAAAAGAGAAGUUCGCAAAAAUAGCAUCUCAGAAGACGAAACUCCGCUGUAUGUCAAUUUAAAUACAAAAAAUGGGCUUCAUCCAAAAUGUACAAAUUCUGAAUGGAAUAAUCAAAAGUCAGAAUUGGUGCAAGAUAUUCCAAGUGAGAAUAAAAAUAAUUCUAAAAAAAUAAAACGCAAAGAAUCUUCACCCCAAACCAAUAAGAAGUCUCCAGAUAAAAAUAAAGCAAAUGUAUUAAAUAAACCAAUAAAAGAUGUAACUACUUUGGGGAAAACACAUAUUACAAAGAAAACAAACAAAGUUCAACGCACAAAAAAAUUGGUAACUCCCCAACAAUCGCUCUGUGAUCAGCCUCAAAACGAAGAGUUAACUAAAAUAAUUGCGGUCAGCAAUUAUAAUGACGUAGAUGUUAUAAACACAAAACCGAAGCUGAGAAAUCGCUCGAGCAACAGAAAACCAAGAGAGGAGAAUCAUUUAGACCUAAAGUCAUCUCAUCAAAUCGAAGACAAAAGACAUGAUAAAAAAUACGUAACAAAAGAAUCUAAUAGCAGCAAAGAAUCUGUAAAAGGUCACAAAAUAUAUGGACAUUCUAUCAAUGGUAAUUUAAAAACAAUUGAUAGUAGUAUAGAAAAUCACAGCCAUAAUUACAAUACUGAUACAAAAAAGGUCGUACAUAGGCAUCCCACAAGAAGUGAGUACAUAAUAAACUAUAAUGACAAAAACGGAACUGUCUCUUCAAUAUGCAAAAUAAAAGCGGGCCAUUCUCUAUCUAAAAGAAAACCAGUGACGAAAGAGAAAAACAAAGAGAAUGCCAAAGAAAUAAAACAUAGAAGUCUAGACAAAACUACCCUGCUUCAGCUACCAGAACAGCAAUGGAAUCAAAAUGGAUUGACGCAAGAAAAUAGAAAAAGGAAAAUUAAAAAUCGCGUGCAAAGGUCUUGCCAGAUAUUAUAGCUUCAUUAUUGCUUGUAUCAAAAUAAUAAACUACACAACACUAUUUAUAGAUGCCACUACUGUAUUUUUGUAAUAUUAAGUAUUAUAAUAAUAUGUUGUGUAAUUAGACAGUGAUCUCAUGUUACUUUGUUAUUAUCUUCAAUAAACUAAUAUACUAUGCAAUAAAAAACCGUAUUUUAAGACUA
Messenger RNA from Plodia interpunctella (Indianmeal moth), 3481 nucleotides. RefSeq lists its product as uncharacterized. The record is from RefSeq and is a predicted model, not a curated record. The transcript has 6 exons. NCBI's taxonomy places the organism in Eukaryota, Metazoa, Arthropoda, Insecta, Lepidoptera, Pyralidae. The coding region runs from base 111 to 3296 and encodes 1061 amino acids.